This is a messenger RNA of Lathyrus sativus (Indian pea), 150 nucleotides long. The record is from the annotation of a GenBank genome assembly. NCBI's taxonomy places the organism in Eukaryota, Viridiplantae, Streptophyta, Magnoliopsida, Fabales, Fabaceae.
AUGGCUUCUUUAAAUGGUUACUUUGAUUGUAUGCAACUGCUACUUGAUCUUGAUGCAAACGUGUCUUCUGUUACAUUUCAUUUCGGAACAUCAAUGGAUUUAAUCGGGGCUGGAAGCUCUCAUUUGCAUUAUGCUGCUUCUGGGGGAUAA